AUGAGCUCUUAUUUAAUUGUUUACGGGGCCGAGACAAUUACCCGAGUACUUUUCAGCCAUUUAUCUCCUUUUUCCAUCAAAUAUGGAACCUUGAUUGUGCCUCUGACACAUCCUAUAUCAACAAUCGUAUUCACUCACUGCAUGGUUACUGUAAAUAUGGCCACAAUCGACAAGCCCGAGUACACUAGCCCCUGCAGUUCGAGGUAUAUCUGCUUGGCUAUCCGUGGCAAUCGUAAGCCAAGCAUCAACGAGGAAGGCUACCGCAACCAUAUGGUCAACAAUUCGGUACCAAUGACCAAGGAUCUCAUGGUUCAAUACGGCGUCAAGUGA
Messenger RNA from Talaromyces stipitatus ATCC 10500, 330 nucleotides. RefSeq lists its product as uncharacterized. The transcript has 2 exons. Bases 1 to 330 code for a protein of 109 amino acids. The record is from RefSeq and is a predicted model, not a curated record. NCBI's taxonomy places the organism in Eukaryota, Fungi, Ascomycota, Eurotiomycetes, Eurotiales, Trichocomaceae.